Messenger RNA from Lathyrus oleraceus (garden pea), 924 nucleotides. RefSeq lists its product as uncharacterized. The record is from RefSeq and is a predicted model, not a curated record. NCBI's taxonomy places the organism in Eukaryota, Viridiplantae, Streptophyta, Magnoliopsida, Fabales, Fabaceae. The transcript has a single exon. The coding region runs from base 1 to 924 and encodes 307 amino acids.
AUGGGCAAACGUGGCGUUGGCCGGCCAAGGCUUGCGGUGGCGGCGCGACGGAAAGGGGAGGAGCGAACAAUAGUCACUCAAGCGAUCAUGGAAUCAAAAGAGCAGCAAGUAGGGGACCAUGAAAGACAAGACACAUUGGAAUCACAAGAACACCAAGCAGGAGAACAUGAAGGGCAAGACGCCACUCGUAAGGAAAAGGAGAUACCGGAUAUGGAACCUCCUAUGUCGAUGGAGAGCGAGAUCGAAAUGCCAGGGGUUGAGGUGCCAGAGACUGUGCAACUAAGGAAACCCUGGGUAGAUGUCAUAAGAGGCAAUAGAAGAAUCAAUAGAGCGGUGAGUAUGGAGUAUAUCCCACCCACGAUUGUCGAUGGCGAAGUGGAAGUAAAAAUUGAAGAAUCUGAUGUUGAAGACGAGCUCGAGUUUUGGUCGAAUUCGAUUAUAUUGUUUGCCCUAGGAGAUUCUCUGUCAAUGAAUGCAGUCAAGAAGUUCAUGGAGAAGAAUUGGAACUCGGUUUCGCUACCAGAGCUGUAUUACAAUGAGGAAGGAUAUUUUAUUGUGCGAUUCAGGAACCAAGAGGAUAGAGAACAUGUGCUAGCUCAGGGCCCGUAUUUCAUUUAUGGGAAGCCAUUGUUCUUAAGACAAUGGAGCUCAGAUUUUGAGAUGAAAGAGGACAUAUUGCGGGUUAUGCCGUUGUGGGUCACAUUUCCCCAAUUACCCCUUCACCUGUGGGGAGAGAAAUGCUUGGCUAAGAUAGCAAGCUCCAUUGGAAAACCAAUUACAAUGGAUGAAUGUACAACAAAGAAGCUAAGGGUCUCAUAUGCCCGAAUGUUGGUGGAGGUAGAUGUUACACAAAAACUUCGAAACAGCAUCAACAUCAGGGAUCAUAACAACAAGCUUGUCCAACAAUGUAUUGAGUAUGAAUGA